Dermacentor andersoni is the source of this 979-nucleotide messenger RNA. The record is from RefSeq and is a predicted model, not a curated record. NCBI's taxonomy places the organism in Eukaryota, Metazoa, Arthropoda, Arachnida, Ixodida, Ixodidae.
UUGCUUCUACUUUUACUGUACAUGUGCAUUUUUCUGUGUAGGUGAAACAUUUGCAGACAAUGUAGCCUGUAUUGUUCGAUCAUGUUGGUACCUUAUAAGCCCUCUUCACACACUAGCUAUCCGCACAAAAAUUCAAAAUACAGUAUAUUUUGUGCUAAUUCCUAGCAAAGUAUAUAUUUGCUACACUCGUGUCCAAGUGGACACUACGGAGGCGUUCACUGUUAUGGAUUCGCUGAAGAAUAUCCUCAAGAAGAAGCGCUACUCUGCGCUUAUUUUCGCUAUUGCACUAUGUCAAGGCGUAUUUCUCAGGCUCGUAAUGUGUGACCAGACUUCUGCGGUAUUCCAGGAGCUUCUUGACAUGCUGAAUACUACUAAAAAAAUAUACAUAUAUGCAAGCACUGUGAACAUCGAAAACAAUUUGGAUAAACAAAAAUAUACGUAUUAUAUGAAGACCUACUUGAAUGCAACCGACUAUUCCUUCAAGUUAUUCUUGCCCAGUUUCAACCGCCGUGAUUCUCGAAAUGCCGGUAAUGCCGCUGCAUCGGACGGAGUGAAUCCCUACCUUUUACGCGCAAAACUGCAAAACUGUACCCAAGAAACGCCUCUACCGGGUCCAUGCAUGAGCGUCGAAAAUUGGCCUCAGCUAGGAAAUGUUACGAAGGUACUCUGGCAGUAUAAUCCUACAGGACCGUGUGGUAUCUUUUUCUAUUGGCAUCAAGGACAUCAAGUGUGCGAGAUCGACAUCGUAGAAGAUGGACUUCCAGGACCAGGCUCACACGACAUUUACCACGUUUGCCAGACAAUGUUUAGGUAUAUCUGUGAACAUAAUUCACCUAAACCAAGGAUUUACCGAGAUGCCUGAAUCCAAGCAUUCAAUAAAUAUAGAAGCAGAUUUUUUAAUAGGUUUGUCUUCCGAAGCUUGAAAGCAAAAUAAAAGUAUACGUACUUUUGAUAAUGUAGAAAUAAUCUUAGGUGCACU